ACAGGUGUUAUCUGUUAGCGGCAAGAUUUGACCAGUGACUAGUAUAAUCUAUAGAAAUUAAUUGGACAUAUUCAAUGUUCUUGAGGUUUACCUAAUUUAUCUUUAUCGCGUGUUGAAUUUUCAGCCCCAGUUAGUAGCAAACUUUACCGCAAAGAUGUUCCGCUUUUUCAAUAUUCUGCCAGCCCCUCUGCAGAUGUGCGUGAGAUCAAUUUGCAUUCACCCCGUACCCGACGUUACUGAGGAUGAGAAAAGGGCGAAAAUUCAAAGCUCUAAUAUAGAACGAGAUUUGUUUGAACAAGCCAAGCUUGAGGUGAACGUGAUCAAAAUAUUGCUACUUGGUGCUACAGAGAGUGGUAAGAGUACCAUGGUCAAGCAGAUGAAGAUCAUCCACAGUCAUGGCUUCUCCAAGCCAGAGCUUAUUAGCUUCAAGGCUGCAGUGCUGGAUAACCUCCUGACCUCCAUGAAGUUUGUGCUGCGCGGCAUGGGACUGCUGAGGAUUAAUCUGGCCAACAAGAAGAACAAGGCCCAUGCCCGCUCUGUGCUGUCCUGUGGCCAGUGUUUCGGGGAGGACGGGGAGCUGCUGCCGUUUGUGGCCCUGUCUUUCUGUGCUCUCUGGGCCGACCAGGGUGUGAGAGCUGCAGCUGCCAGGGGCUACGAGUUCCAACUCAACGACUCAGCGCUCUAUUUCUUUGACAACAUAAGUCGGAUCAUCUCUCCCAGAUACAUUCCCACUGAGGCGGACGUCCUGCGGGUGAGAGUGCGAACCUCCGGAAUCAUCGAGACUCAGUUUCCAGUCAAUCACAUGGUUUUCAGGAUGUAUGAUGUGGGCGGCCAGCGGACCAAGAGGAGGAAGUGGCUCAGCUACUUUGACUGUGUCCGGGCCGUGCUGUUUGUUGUGGCGCUCAGUGACUACGACAUGACCCUGACGGAGGACCGUUCUAUGAACCGGCUACAAGAGAGCCUUGAACUCUUUACCUCCAUCUGCACCAACAUAGUUUUCAGGAGUACCUCAUUGAUUCUGUUAAUGAACAAAAGUGACCUCUUCCAGGAGAAGAUCUUAAACUCAGGAAGGCAUUUGCGACUCUACUUCCCUAGUUACAAAGGCAUUUCUGUGUUACUGUGUUUCCUAUGGGAAUCCCCCUCCAACAUACAUCCAGUAUCCACAUUCCGGUUUACGCUGCCACAUUCUUUAGACUGGAACUACUGCACUUUCCCCUGCAGCAUGAGGGGAAUCCUACUCAUAGCAUUCCCAAUGGGAGUAUCAAGGAGCCGACUGGGACGUGGAUGCUGCCUCGCGUCACAUCACUGCCAUGUUUGUGGCAUGCAACAGGACCCCCAACAACCUUGUCUUCCACCACUACACCACCGCCACGGACACCCACAACGUACGGGUGGUCUUCCACGUCGUCAUGGACACCAUCGUCAAGGAGAACUUGGAGGCGGUCUCGUUGCUAUAAGACUUUCUAGAUUUUAUUGAUGGAUAUUUGUUUUUAUAGAAUUUAAUAUUUACUAAUAUGGAUGGACAUUCCUCAUUUGGAAUUUUUUUCAAUAAUCAUGUUGGUGUUGACGUGUUUUAAUUCAAUAAAAUAAUGUACAUGCCUACUGGUCUUUGAGA
This is a messenger RNA of Oncorhynchus kisutch (coho salmon), 1615 nucleotides long. Its product is annotated as guanine nucleotide-binding protein G(o) subunit alpha. Gene Ontology annotation, biological process: adenylate cyclase-modulating G protein-coupled receptor signaling pathway. The coding region runs from base 155 to 1477 and encodes 440 amino acids. Gene Ontology annotation, molecular function: G protein-coupled receptor binding; G-protein beta/gamma-subunit complex binding; GTPase activity. Gene Ontology annotation, cellular component: heterotrimeric G-protein complex; cytoplasm. The record is from RefSeq and is a predicted model, not a curated record. The transcript has 11 exons. Lineage: Eukaryota; Metazoa; Chordata; Actinopteri; Salmoniformes; Salmonidae.